Molecule: messenger RNA, 1961 nt
Organism: Rhododendron vialii
Lineage: Eukaryota; Viridiplantae; Streptophyta; Magnoliopsida; Ericales; Ericaceae
Exons: 6
Coding region: 1138-1800 (220 amino acids)
Biological process (GO): ribosomal small subunit biogenesis
Source: RefSeq, a predicted model, not a curated record
AGUCCAGUUUGUUAGUUUGGUAUAUACUGAUAGUUAAUGAUAAAAGAGCUGUGAUAUGCUCUGUUAUUGCCUCCUAUUUUGGAGGGUGUGAUCAGGGUUAAGCCCUGUGGGCGUACCCGUGGGUUAGAAAAGCUUGUGGCUGUGGAUAAAUAUGGCUUUUAGAAGAUAAAAGGAGAUUGCGAACACAUACGUCCGUUUUUUCCAGAAGUAGCUAAUAUUGUGAAGUUGGAGUACGGGGAAAGCUGUGUUUAGGGGAAUUUGUUUGUUUGACAUGAAAAAUGGUGCUAAAGUUGCCAGUUUAGAACAUUUUGAGCAAUUCUUCUGUUUGAGUUAUCAGUAAUUAUUAGGCUAAGAUGAAGAUGUGGUCUAUGAACCAAGAUCAAGAUGCUGCCCGUGGUUCUGUUUACAAGUGUAGUAGAAAGGGUUGUCAUUUUUACUUGAUCUAACGUUUCUUUCCACCCUAUUACUCGUUAUCAAAACCAUCUUCCCGGAUUUGUGACGAUUAUUCUCAUGAAAUCAUUUGUUGACUCCCAUGCUCGUUUGUAGGAGACCAAACUGGCGACAAAUGUCGCCAAUCACUUUUAUUUGAACUUAUAAUAGAUGUUUAUCGAAAUGGGGAAGAAAGAAAUUUGAUCUGGUAAUCGAAUCAUUACCUGCAUCGGUAAUGUCAUCAUCCAAAAUUAACCUGAGUUAUCCAUCUUGAGUAUUUCGAACACAUUUAACAUGGAAAUGUUUGAAGUUUGAACUGUUCUCUUUGCUGAUUGUAGUGCUUUAGGUUAUGAUUUUGUUAUCAACUCAUGCACCCCUAGAAGAUCAAUCAACCAAUGACGUGAGCAUUGGGCAAAAGAACAAAUUAAACCUCUGUAAGGAGAGGCAAAGCGAUGGGUGAUUCACGUUGGAGAAAAGAGGACCAAGAGAUUACCUGCUAAGGAAAAUUAUGGGAAAAACAAGGUGACAAGACACUGAUCAAGAUUUGUUAGUAAGAACACCAAGAUGUGACCAGCCCCACCAUUAGAAGGAAGCCAGCAAGUGCCUGUAGUUGCUGAUGGAUUUCUGGAAAGGAGAGUUUGGAAUUGUUGUCAUCACUUGGUGUAUUGUUAGUUGGUCACCCAACCUGUUCUGCAGCAGCAGCAGCAGAUGCAAUUUUAUGAGACGGAUGAAGAGGUAGAACCCAUUGAUUCAUGGGAAGAAGAAGAUGAUGCUGAGCCUGAGAUUGGCGAUGGAGGGGAUGGUGGUGGAUUUGUUUUACAAAAUUGCCAUUGGGGUGAACGUGCUCUAUCACUAGCCCAUGAGGUCCUCCUGCAUUUUGGGGAUGGCAUGGAACUCUUUUCUUUUAAGACGACUCCUCGGGGAUACAUCUAUGUGAGACUAGACAAACUCGCACAUGAAUAUGGGUGUCCGAGUAUGGACGAGAUUGAGAGUUACAGCCGCCAAUACAAAAAAAGAUUAGACGAAGUUGGAGCGUCUGGAGAAAUACCCGAGGAUUUGGCUCUUGAGGUAUCGUCUCCCGGUGCAGAGCGGCUACUGAAAGUACCAGAUGACUUGUAUAGGUUCAAAGACAUGCCUAUGAGAGUAGAUUAUAUACAAGACCUAGAGGCUAGAUCCCCCGAAAAGUUUGGGGUAUUUUACCUGGAAUCGAUUGAAACUGAAACAGGGAGAUGUGUAUGGAGGCUGGCGGACGUGAAGGAAAACAGAGACCCAUCGGCGAAAGGAAGACCAUUAAGCCGUAAGCUGAAGGAUUGGAGAUUAGAUCUUCCCUAUGCUAUGUUUAAAAGGGUAACUUUGUACCUUGAUUACUGAUUUUAUGAAGAUUAAAUUUUCGUCGUAAUGCAUUAAAUGGAUAGUAGCUGAAUGGAAUGAAUAUUUGAUCAGCUUUAGGUUGGGCCUUGAUAGGACCCCUCUCUAUCCUGCUUGGACUGCUAUGAAUGAAAAAAUCAAAGUGCCAAUUUGGCCUAUCAUGA